Messenger RNA from Onychomys torridus (southern grasshopper mouse), 1412 nucleotides. It is a transcript of the gene Miga2, whose product is annotated as mitoguardin 2. Lineage: Eukaryota; Metazoa; Chordata; Mammalia; Rodentia; Cricetidae. Gene Ontology annotation, biological process: mitochondrial fusion. The coding region runs from base 221 to 1234 and encodes 337 amino acids. The transcript has 9 exons. The record is from RefSeq and is a predicted model, not a curated record.
UCCCCCCUCUCAGCGGCCUGGUUUGGUUGUGCUGCGGCUUGGAAAGGAGACGCUGCCCUUCCGCAGCGAUGGGAGCCCGGUUCUGUGGAAAGACCUGCUAUGUGUGCCCCUGUCCGGCUGGCGUGUGGAUGGUGCCCAGGGUCCAGCCAGAGACCAGUUGAAGACAUUCUCCUUGGAAGCUCUUACCCCAAGAGUUCCCGCCUUGGGUGCUAGGCCUGCCAUGGCGUUCCGUCGGACUGAGGGUAUGUCCAUGAUCCAGGCUCUAGCCAUGACUGUGGCUGAGAUACCGGUGUUCCUAUACACGACAUUUGGUCAGUCUGCGUUCUCCCAGCUGCGGUUGACGCCAGGCCUGAGGAAGGUUCUUUUUGCCACAGCCCUUGGGACUGUGGCCUUGGCCCUGGCUGCUCACCAGCUGAAGCGGCGUCGGCGGAAGAAGAAGCAGGUGGGCCCUGAGAUGGGAGGUGAGCAGCUGGGCACAGUACCCAUGCCCAUCCUCAUGGCCCGCAAGGUUCCUUCAGUGAAGAAAGGCUACUCCAGCCGGAGGGUUCAGAGCCCCAGUAGCAAGAGCAACGACACUCUGAGCGGCAUCUCCUCCAUCGAGCCCAGCAAACACUCAGGCUCCUCCCACAGCCUGGCCUCGAUGGUAGUGGUCAAUUCAUCCAGCCCCACAGCUGCGUGCUCAAGUUCCUGGGAAACCAGAGGGAUGGAGGAGUCUGUGCCUACCACUGAUGGCAGUGCCGAGAUCCUCUAUGUACAAGGCAUGGAGCUGUUUGAGGAAGCCCUGCAGAAAUGGGAGCAGGCACUGAGUGUGGGGCAGAGGGGGGAUGGAGGCAGCACCCCCACGCCGGGGGACAGCUUCCAGAACCCAGACACCUCGUCAGAGGCACCGUCAGAGCCAGAGUCGCAACGGAGGGAGUUUGCCGAGAAGCUGGAGUCCCUGCUGCACCGGGCCUACCACCUGCAGGAAGAAUUUGGCUCCACCUUCCCCUCUGACAGCAUGCUGCUGGACCUUGAGAGGACCCUCAUGCUGCCCCUGACUGAGGGCUCACUGCGUCUGCGAGCUGAUGACGAGGACAGCCUGACCUCGGAAGACUCCUUUUUCUCAGCCACUGAGCUCUUUGAGUCCCUGCAGGUCGGAGAUUACCCGCUCCCUCUCUCCAGGCCCGCUGCUGCCUACGAGGAGGCUCUGCAGCUGGCAAAGGAGGGGAAGGUACCCUGCCGGACACUGAGGUGAGAGUAAAUGGAGGCUGGGGGGGGGGGUGCUUCAGCCCCGGGGAGAGGUGCAGAGGCCCACAGUGCCUGGCAAGGACUCAGCCUCACACUGGCCAUGCCUGGCCCAUCUCACCUUAGCAGAGGUCAAGAACAAACGCAGGCCAGGUGUGGUGGCACACACCUUUAAUCCCAGCUCUUGA